Molecule: messenger RNA, 2427 nt
Organism: Micropterus salmoides (largemouth bass)
Lineage: Eukaryota; Metazoa; Chordata; Actinopteri; Centrarchiformes; Centrarchidae
Exons: 1
Coding region: 83-1777 (564 amino acids)
Biological process (GO): DNA integration
Molecular function (GO): nucleic acid binding
Source: RefSeq, a predicted model, not a curated record
CACAAUAGAGUGCAACGCAUUCGACAGUCCUCAAAGCCUGAACAAUGGAACUACGUCCGUACAGAGGAAAAUCCUGCCGACCAUGCGUCAAGAUCCUUACCUGCAUCCCAUCUGGCGCAGACCUCUUGGUUCACGGGACCCUCCUUCCUGUAUCAGCCUCCAGCAGAAAAAAAUGCAAGUUAGUGAGACAUUUGAGCUAGUUGAACCUGGAAGGGACCCGGAAAUCCGAACCCAAGUCCAGACCUGUGCUACAUACCUGGAAGAAUCUAUGCUUACCCCAGACCGCUUCCAACGGUUCUCCACCUUCAACUCCUUAGUAAGAGGAGUAGCAUACCUCAUCCACAUGGCAAGAUCCUGCAAGCACUCAAAUAAAAACAGCAAAUGCAAAGGCUGGCACAGAUGUAAUUCACCUCGUACUCCAGAUGAAAUGGCCCAGGCAAGGAAUGUUAUCCUCAAAGCAACACAAAUGGCAGCCUUUGCGAAGGAACUGUCCGCCCUCCGAGCCAACAAAGCAAUACCCAAAAAUAGCCCCAUGCAGAAACUCAGCCCAUUCUUGGAAGACAACCUCAUUUGUGUUGGGGGCCGAUUAAGGCACUCAGAACUCCCUGCUGCCGAAAAGAACCCAAUAAUCCUGCCCAAAGGUAGCCACAUCUCCUUACUGCUCACCCAACAUCACCACGAGCAAGUAAAACACCAAGGCAGACACCUGACAGAAGGCGCGAUUAGGGCAGCAGGAUUGUGGAUUUUGGGAGGCAAAACAUUAAUCAGUUCAGUACUCCACAAAUGUGUAACCUGUCGCAGGCUGCGCGGAAAGCUGGAAGAACAAUUCAUGGCUGACCUGCCACCUGAACGCCUUAAAACCUGCCCUCCCUUUACAUAUGUGGGGAUCGAUGUAUUUGGUCCCUGGUCCAUCUCUACCAGACGCACCAGAGGAGGACAGGCAGAGAGCAAGCGGUGGGCCAUCAUGUUCAGCUGUAUGAGUUCAAGAGCAGUGCAUAUCGAGGUAAUUGAGGCUAUGGACACAUCUAGCUGCAUAAAUGCCCUCAGACGCUUCUUCGCACUCAGAGGCCCUGCGAAACAGCUCCUAUCUGAUUGUGGCACCAACUUUAUUGGAGCGCGCAAGGAGCUUGGGAUGGACAAAAGGCUGCAGAAGUUCCUCAGUGAGCAAGGAUGCAUCUGGGAAUUCAACCCGCCACAUGCCUCCCAUAUGGGAGGCCCUUGGGAGCGCAUGAUUGGUGUUGCUAGAAGAAUCCUUGAUUCAAUGUUUCUCCAACAUAACACUCGCCUAACCCACGAAGUUCUUUGCACACUGAUGGCUGAGGUCACGGCCAUCAUGAACGCACGUCCACUCCUACCUGUCUCUGCUGACCCGGAAAACCCUUUCAUACUCUCACCGUCAAUGCUUCUUACGCAGAAGACUGGAGCUCCACCCCCUCCAGGAGAGUUCUCAGGCAAGGACCUUUACACAAAGCAAUGGAGACAGGUUCAGGCUCUUGCAAACCAGUUCUGGACCCGCUGGAGCCGUGAAUACUUACCUUCCCUGCAACACAGACAAAAGUGGACAGUACCUCGAAGAAACCUUGAAGUUGGAGACCUAGUUCUACUCAGAGACAAGCAGACUGUCCGCAACUGCUGGCCUAUGGCCAGGAUCACUGCCACCUUCCCUGGAAACGAUGGCCACGUAAGAAAGGUCGAGGUGAAAACAGCUGACCAGGGUAAUGUGAAAACCUUUCUUAGGCCAGUUGCAGAAAUUGUUCUACUUCUGCCCAAAGACUGAUCUAGAGACUAAUGUAUUGGACUAACAUAAAUUCUUAGUGACCUCACACAGGUCAGGCGGGGAGUGUGGUGCCUUUAGGGCUUUCUUAAUUUUUUUUAUGAAUUAUUUCGUUGGUUUUUAUUUUUAGUUGGAAAUGAGGUACAUAACUACUUCUCAGUUCAAAAUAAAUAAUCUGUAAAUUAGUAUUAUUUUCGUUCACACCAUGACGUCACUUCCUGUUUAGCUACUUCCGGUUUCGUCAUUUCCUGUUUAGUGACUUCCUGUUUAUCUCCACAUGCGGAAAAGAAAGCAGACAUGUAUGCUCUGAGACUAAUCUGCUUGCAUCCACUCUGGAACAUCAUAGAGGCAAUGCCGUAAGUUAAUUCAUUUGACAAUAGACAUGUUAAAGUUCAUAUAUUAGCAGGGAUUUGCUAAAAAAUUAUGUUUGAUAAGUUAAUUUAAAAAAAAAAAAAAAAAAACGUUUUUGUUUUUACCCUAAUGUGCAAGCUAACAGCCAUGCUAUAUGCAUGAUGUAUGUUCAUAUUUACAACUAUGUACAAUGGUGUUUAGUUUAGUUAAGAACAUUGAAUAUGUUUGUACUGCCUUUAUUUACAGUUUUCACCACACAGACAGCAUGUAUGAAGAAGUGUCUCAGUAAAGGAUCAAUCUUA